This is a messenger RNA of Linum tenue, 2101 nucleotides long. The record is from the annotation of a GenBank genome assembly. Lineage: Eukaryota; Viridiplantae; Streptophyta; Magnoliopsida; Malpighiales; Linaceae.
CUCCUUCGUUCAAAACUCCCUUUUAUAUCCUCCCUUCCUCUUCCCCUGCUUUCCUUAGGAAGUCCCUAUUCUCUUACUUCCAACUCCAACAACUCCUUUCUCCCCCGGCAUUCCCAAUUCCUUCUCCCACUCAUUCAAAUCUCAUCCAUGGAGCUCAAUCAGCAGCAGCCGGCGGCGGAGGAAAUCAUCUUCCGCUCCAAAUUGCCCGACAUCGACAUCCCCAACCACCUCCCCCUCCACUCCUACAUCUUCCAGAACAUCUCCAACCACGCCGACCGCCCCUGCCUCAUCGACUCCCUCUCCGGCCAGAUCCUCACCUACGUCGACGUCCACCUCACCGCCCGCCGCGUCGCCGCGGGGCUCGACAGCCUCGGCGUCAAGCAGGGGGACGUGAUUAUGCUCCUCCUCCCUAAUUGCCCCCAAUUCGUCCUCGCCUUCCUCGGCGCCUCCUUCCGGGGCGCCAUUGCCACCGCCGCCAACCCCUUCUUCACCCCCGCCGAGGUCUCCAAGCAGGCGAAAGCCUCCGGCUCCAAAUUAGUCAUCACGCAGUCCGCCUUCGCCGAUAAGGUCAGGGAUCUCGCCGCAGGCGGCGAGAUUAAAGUCGUCUGCGUCGAUUCGGCCGCGGUCCCUGACUGGUGCUUGCAUUUCUCUGAAUUGACCGGCGCGGACGAGGCGGCGGCGCCGGAGGUCGAGAUCGAGUCCGACUCGGUGGUGGCGCUGCCGUACUCUUCCGGCACUACGGGGUUGCCCAAGGGGGUGAUGCUGACUCACAAGGGGCUGGUGACGAGCGUGGCGCAGCAGGUGGACGGCGAGAAUCCGAAUCUCUACUUCCACUCCGAGGACGUGAUCCUGUGCGUUCUGCCGAUGUUCCACAUCUACGCUCUCAACUCGAUCAUGCUCUGCGGGCUCCGGGUCGGGGCGGCGAUCCUGAUUAUGCCCAAGUUCGACGUCGGGGCGCUGCUGGAGCUGAUCCAGAGGUACCGGAUCACCAUCGCGCCGAUGGUGCCUCCCGUGGUGCUGUCGAUUGCGAAGUCGCCGGACACGGAGAAGUACGAUUUGUCGUCGAUUCGGAUGCUGAAAUCGGGGGCGGCGCCGCUGGGGAAGGAGCUGGAGGACGCCGUCAGGACCAAGUUCCCAAAUGCCCGACUCGGCCAGGGAUAUGGAAUGACAGAGGCAGGACCAGUGCUGUCGAUGUGCCUGGCAUUCGCCAAGGAACCGUUUGAGAUCAAGCCGGGUUCCUGUGGAACUGUUGUCAGGAAUGCUGAGAUGAAGAUUGUCGACCCUGAUACUGGAUUCUCCCUCCCCAGGAACCAGCCUGGCGAGAUUUGCAUCCGAGGCCAUCAAAUCAUGAAGGGGUACCUGAAUGAUCCCGAAUCCACAUCAAGAACAAUAGACAAAGAAGGGUGGCUACAUACCGGCGACAUUGGGUUCAUUGACGACGACGAUGAGCUCUUCAUUGUUGAUAGGUUGAAGGAGAUAAUUAAGUACAAAGGUUUCCAGGUUGCCCCUGCUGAACUUGAAGCCUUGCUACUUGGUCAUCCUGAAAUUUCUGAUGCUGCAGUUGUCGGGUUGAAAGAUGAGGCCGCGGGGGAAAUCCCAGUAGCAUUCAUCGUAAAAUCGGAUAAAUCUGAGCUUACUGAGGAUUCAAUCAAGCAGUACGUCUCUAAACAGGUGGUGUUCUACAAGAGAGUAGGCAAGGUGUUCUUCAGGGAGUCGAUUCCAAAGGCACCCUCUGGGAAAAUACUGAGGAAGAAUUUGAGAGCAGAGCUGGCUGAUGGUGUCAAACACUGAUCAACCACCGGUUACCAUUACAACUAUUGUUUAUUAACCCAUCCAGAAAGAAAGCUUAAAAAGGGGUCCUGAAGCGGACCUGUGUUUCUCUUUCUCACUUUCUCCCUUCUCAACUUUCUUCUCUUCCCUUUUUUGCGCCCCUUUUUCCUCUCUCUUUUGGCUAUUUGUCAAUUCUCAUAUGAAUAUUUCCCUACGAUUGAUUGUGUAAAAGUAAAAGACAGGGUGGAACAAUCAAGAAUGUACUUACUAUUGUUUGUGAAAUUGAAUCAAUACAAGAAGAAAACAAUAUCCAUAUUGUUUUUCAAAAGCU